Molecule: messenger RNA, 695 nt
Organism: Pipistrellus kuhlii (Kuhl's pipistrelle)
Lineage: Eukaryota; Metazoa; Chordata; Mammalia; Chiroptera; Vespertilionidae
Product: ubiquinol-cytochrome-c reductase complex assembly factor 3
Exons: 2
Coding region: 78-350 (90 amino acids)
Biological process (GO): mitochondrial respiratory chain complex III assembly; mitochondrial electron transport, ubiquinol to cytochrome c
Cellular component (GO): mitochondrial inner membrane
Source: RefSeq, a predicted model, not a curated record
GAGCCGGCGAGACGCGGUGCCGGCCUCUCUAGGCUGCGGGAGAGCGCGGUGGCGCCUCGCUGGUCCUGCGGUGGGCGAUGGGGUUCUGGCGCAAAGCGCUCAUCUCAGUCGCGGUCCUGGGCGCGUGGGCCGGCGUGGGCUCCGCGCUCUUCGUCCUCGUGACCCCGGGAGAGGAGCGGGUUCAGGCGAUGCUGAAGGAGAUGGCAGGACAGGACUUUCGGAGCCGCGAAGAGGCGGCCAGGACCAAGCAGUUAGUGAUGGCCGCUCUGCAGGAGGCAGCUGCCACGCAGGAGAAUGUGACCUGGAGGAAGAACUGGCAGGUUGGCGGCGACGGCGGGAAGUCGGCGUGAGCCAGACCUGCAGCCUGGGCACCGGAGUGGGAGGCAGCCGUUCUCCUCCAGGGACCUGGCGGGGAGCCCGGGCUGCGGGAGCUGCCGCCGGGUGAGCACUUCCCCCCAAACCCUGCACUGACUGCGCGUUCCUGUCCUUCCCGCGGGCCGGCGCCAUCGGAUGUGGUGAACUGAAGGAACCAGUAAAUCACGUUCUUUCAUCCAGAAAGCGAGCCGUGAGGUGUGACGCCUGUAAUGUCUCCGGUUGUGGGGUCGGUUCUGAGGGCUGGGGUGUCCGCAAACCGGUGCCCGCUUCCCAUGGGAGGCCGAAGCCCAAUAGACACAGCGAUCACGUCUUCAAAACAC